AUAUGUAAUAGGUCAAGCAGUUCAGCAGUUGUAGAUGUCAUAAUAUCAUACCGGUCAAACGAUGCUAAUAGAAGUAAUACGUUCUAUGCCUAUUAUAAAUAUAUUCUAUAAAAAAUAAUUUAUUAUAUGAGUAUAGACGUAUUAGUUAAUAGUUGGUAUUGGAGGUUUUAAAUUAAUAUUUUUUAUAAUUGUUAUUAUUUAUCAUUAUGCUUAAGACGUGUUACGGUUUGUGUUCACUUCGCACGGGAGUAAAAAUUGUAGCGGUUUAUGAACUGAUUUGUACAAUCGUGUUCUUUUUAAGUGUUUUCGUGUACGAAAUGUUUAGUAAAAUUUAUCAAUUUCAUGAUGAUGUUGACAUUUAUUAUUUUCUACAGUCGUGCAUAAUAAUAAUUACACUAUUAAAACUUUUUGCCAGUGUGUCUUUGAUGCAAUCUACAUUUCAGAACGCCCCGUCGAAGAUAUUUUUUUGGAUUGUGAUCGCUUGCAUAGUUUAUCUUACUGCUUUUAUUGUUUCAAUUAAGAUGUACAUCCACAAAGUGCACCGUAAUAUUUUCUAUGUCGAAUCUACGGACUCCGGAAACCUGAAAUAUCAUCUUCUCCUAGCUUUUAUUUUGAUAAACUUUCUGUCUAUUGUUGAGAUUCACGUCGUCACGUCAUACUACAGAGUAGAGAAACAUUUGAAAGAGAUUGAACAGUGUACGAGAAUGUACACCAUAAUGUCGUCAGUGAAAACUCUUGGAGACGUGGAAAAUAAUAUGUUCAUCCACGACGUCCCGACUCUCCCGAAUACCAGGUGUACCACAGAGGUGGAAACAUCAAUUUUCACUUCUUUUAAAGGAGUACCGGUUUGAUACGAUUCGCUUGUAAGACUAUACUGUAUUUUAUAAUUUACAAACAAUGAUGAAUAUUACCAAAAUACGAAAUUUUUAUUUACUUUUAAAUUAUAUUAUUUUGUUACCAUUAUACUCAAGUUAUUUAUUGUAUACCUAAUUUUAAACUUACUACGUACGGUUGUGAAAACUAUUAGAUAUAAAUAGGAAAUAAUAAAAAUAAAUGUUUAAAUAAUAAAUGGAGUUAAAUCUGAAA
Molecule: messenger RNA, 1086 nt
Organism: Aphis gossypii (cotton aphid)
Lineage: Eukaryota; Metazoa; Arthropoda; Insecta; Hemiptera; Aphididae
Exons: 5
Coding region: 207-851 (214 amino acids)
Source: RefSeq, a predicted model, not a curated record